GGAGGUCAUCAUGAUCCUAGCAUUGAGGUACUAGCCCGCAAAGGAGUCGUAAGGGGAGUUGUAGAGGAUGAACAAGAGAAGUACAACAACAUGCGCCGCAACAUUGAUUAUAUGCAGCUGCAAGGGGGCCCGGACGGGCUCGUUGUGGGCCGACGUAGAUCUGUAGACGUCGACUACCGAGAAAUUAUAAGGCGUGGCGAUCCUUCUACUUUUAGUUCUAGUUGUUCUGCGGCAUGCAGUGGAGGCUUACGACCGAGAAGUGAUCAUGUUGUCGCACCUGCACUGCUGGGGAAGCGGGCUCUUGAUGUUCACCAUGUAGAUAAUGUUGUCCAUGAUAUGCUUAUGCCUCGUCAUCGUGGUGGUCAUCUACCGAUGGAAGGUCCGAGGAAGAUGAAUACUAAUGUUAGAGAAGAUCGUCCUCUUCGUUUCCUUGGCUACGGUCCACAAACAGUCGGAACGCCACAUGGUCAGAGCCUCUCUAGCUCUAUACAGGGUCAGAGCAUCUCUUUGUAUGAGGCCACUCAUUGCGAACGGAGAAGAUAUGGGAACAAUGUCGUUCCACCUACUUACUUAAGUAAAAAGGGGCCAAAGGAGGGGAACGACGUUCCCCUAUCGACAUUCUCAAUGAGUGGAAGCAUUCACUCUUUGCACUUGAGCAACAUCAAUGAUUAUGCGCCUGCUGGCGCUGCGAGUGAUCAUGUUGAUGAUGAUGGGAAUCAUUCACCUUAUCAUGCUUCUUCAUCUGGACAUCAAGCUAAUUAUCAUGACCAUGCUGAUGGCGUACUGCGUCGCUUACAAGCGGCCAGUCGUGCAACUUCCUCCCAGUCCUAUAGAAGAUUAUGAGUGUUGUAGGAAAUGCAUUUUCAAAGUCAACAUCUGGACUUAGUUGGUUUUUUUAGAUAGAAAAGUAGUUUGUUCUUUUUCUAACUUUUCCUGAUUUUUGUUUUUUCCUAGUCAGGUCUGCUCGACCUCCUUCCACAGAUAUUCAUGAUAAUAGAAGGGACGACCACGACGGAGCCAGAUCCAGAUGAUCUGUGAGAUGCACUUCCUAAAAUACGUCUAAGAAGAGACAUCGUUCGAGUUGGAGAAGUUCAAGAAUUUGUUGUUGGUGAGGGAAACCGACGCGAGACGUGGAAGGUUGUGCCAUUGCUCUCUCGGCAUUCUCAGGUGGGGCUUCAGAAUGGCGGGAAUGCGGAGACACGCAACAAGAAAGAGAAUGCUGCAAAUGCUGGAGGAGGAGGUGAAGACGGCGAUGCACGCAGAGAGAAUGCAAAUGCGGGAGGACGAGAAGUAGGUGAAGAUGACGAGCAGGGUGCUGAAGAUCAUAUGGUUGUACAUGAUAGAAGAAGCACUUCUCCAAUCCAACAUCAAGAACGUCUUCCCAUACCAAGCAUUCUCCCAUCUACCACAAGAUCCGGAUCAAGUUGUACUACGCAAGAACAGCAAGAGCACCAUCAAAACACUACAGCUGCGCUAAUAUGCGCCCCGAGACAAGAUGGUGCCACUCUUUCUGAUGUGCAACGUCGAAAAACAGAAAACACUCAGACCGCUCCAGUUGAAGAGCCAGAAGUUGUCCAUUACCAUGAUCAAGAAACUCAAGAAGGUCAACUACAACGAGGUGAUGAUCUUUGUCAAGUCGAGCAGCGCCCACGUGGAGGUGCUCGACAAGAUGCAGCUGUGCCGCCGUUCAUCUGCUCGUCGUAUCGCAGAGAUUUGCACUUCUCCACUACGCUAGAAGCAACCCUAGAAAAUUUCCGUUCGACAAGAACUGGAAAAUUGAUAAUUCCAACGUCAUCGUCUUCAUCCUCAUGUAAUGGCAAUCAGGCAUCCCGAGACUCGCACAAAGAAUCAGCUUUUUCCGAAAGUAGAGAGUCUGCUUUUACACCCGUGUCAAGUCGAGCAAGAAGCUUCCCAGUGGAAGCCUUUGAGCAAUUGUCUCACAUAUCAAUCUCAAGGGAAAUACAAGAACAAGAACAUCAACAACAAGGGGUAGGGGGAGUACUAGUCGUACAUGAUGUUAAGGGUCAGCGACGACUUCCGGAGCAGGACGUACUACGACAUGAUGGACAUCUUCAAGUGCAGGAUCAUACGGAUCUUCACGAAGAACCCGCGGUACAUCUUCUUCGUCUUGUAGAAGAUAAGGACCACGUACUGGAGACUCCGCGACAGGCUGAGCUUGAGUGGGCGAGAUCAUCAGCAGGUUUGUCAACAGGGGAACAACAUCAAGUGGCGAGAUCCACCAAUAUCGUACUAGCAGAGAAAAUGCGAAGCCAAUCGGCGGAUUUCUUGUCUUUAGAUUUAGAUCGUCGUUGUCUUCCUGGCAUCCGAUGUGGAGGACCUGUCCAGAUCCGCGUUUCGGAGCUGCGGCACUCUCCGGCAUCAUCCUUGUUAAGCCUACCGCUCAAGCAUCCUUAACAUCACCAUCUUCAUCCUUGGAUCUUCUUUUUCUACUUGAAAAAGAAGGUGGAUAUGAAGAGGAGAGGGAUAAAAAGACUUGCCGGGAAGAAGAUGCAGCUCAGGCUCAGGCGGUUGUAGCUCUAACCUCCGUAGAUGCUGCGCUUCCACCCUCAGUCUUCGACUUUUCUUACCGUAACACAUUUGAAUCUAGUAGAAGAGGAGAGGAGGACGAUGAACAACCGAGCAAGACUUUUAGUGUUGGAAUCACGAGUAAUUAUACGGACACUUCUUCUACUAGUCCUCCUCUUAAAAACUCGUCGAGUAAUUAUUAUACGGAGGACAGGUGCACGUCGCGCGGCCGCGACGGCGACAGAGACGCCAGUUGUGUUGAGCAGGAAGAACAAGAAGAAGAUCAUGCUCAUGGACGAGCUGGUAGUAGAGAAAAUAAAGUUAGGGCUUCCCCUAAUGCAAUUUUUUACUUAUAGGGAUCGUCUCAAGUGGAUGAAUAUGUUUUUUGACUAUCUAAUGUUCACAAGCUUAUAGUAUAGGGAUUUUCUUCAUCUUCUAUGUAGACAUAAUAACCGUAAUAUCUAUGCUUGCCGUUGCACCCAAAGAUCUGCACUCUAAUGCAAAAGAAGGGCCACCUGUGGAUACGACUUGCUCCAGUCCUAGGUCUAGCUUUUUUGGUGACUGUGCUGCCUUCCAUAGGCUUCGACACGAAAGCCACGACGGUCCUUUUUCGACUAAGGCUCAUGCAGCUUUUUCUGAGAAUAUGUAACUAUCUUCGUGUGCUCCUCCUCCUGGGUAGAUAGAUAUAAAACUUCAUCUCUACAACUGGUGUGAGAAUAUAAUUAUCUUCUAUGUUAAUAUUGAUGUUCUUGUUCUUCUUGGUACUAGAAGUAGAAGAUGGUCGUGCAUGAAUGCUUCACGCCUACAAUCUCCUACAUCAAGCUGCAACUGCGUUAAGGUUUCUUCUCCCUCUACUUGAUGUGAGCUCUAAUUCGAAGCGGGAGAUUGGGGUUUUUAGUGGACAUUGGCGAUUGAUGGGCCACGACGGUCAGAAUGUACGAUAUGCGAAAUUUUUAGAGAGCUUUCUCGUUUUCGACGACCAGAUAACCGACUGUGGAGAUUAUCACUCACUAUUGAGUUUCAGGCGGGUUUUGCCUUCCAACAGUACAACUCACGUCGUACUAGGCGGUGGGGCCGCAGCAGCUCCUUUUUUACAUCUAGAAGCAGGAGGAGCAUCAUCUUCUUCUGGUGCAGCUGCUAGUGGAUCUUCAUCUUCUUAUCUUAAUCUUGAAGCAUCUUCUGCUCAGCAAUUGUAUAAAAAAGUCGCUGUCGUCGCUGUGCAGCAAGAACGUGGCUCGUCCUCGUCCACACAACAUGCUCCUCGUCAUGAGCUUUUGCCUUCCUCGUCUAAGUCGAAACGUGGCGGAGGAGAACUAGAGACAGACAACAUCGUAGCCAUUUGGGAGACCAGCACUUUGCUUAAGGCUACUGCCGAUGAAGCAUCCUCGACAACAACCUGAUCCUUGCUAUGCUUCUUUUUCUACUUGGAAAGGAAGCACCCAAGGAUUUGCAUCUCAAGGAGGAUGCGAGCGCGCUAGAAGCUCUAAUUUGCAUCGACAGGGAGACUGCGUAGUGCGCACAAGUCUCGGACUCGCUCUCGUUUAUCAGGCAGAUGCAAUGAUGGCCAAGAGCAGCUACGGCUUAUUUUUCAAAUACUAUUUUUUCUAUGAAAUGCUCAUCAUGUUGUUCCUGUUGAUGGUGCUCGACGUCCUCUUCUCUUAUAGUGUUGUAGUGAUGCAAAUUGUCAUCACUUUAAUAAUCGAAUAAACUAAAAAAAGAAUCUCUACUCAUCCGUGUCCCGUGUCCAUCUAAGACUACAGCUCUCCCUCCAGCGACGAAGUAGAUCACGAAGCAGCAGAUGGAAAGCAGCAGCGCGUACGACCGCCACUUCCAGCGAUAGUGCUGGAACACCUUCGCUUAGGUUUGGACUUCUCUGGUGCGCGUUUGAGGCAGCAGAGAUACCGACUGACAAAGAGACGCUUUCAAUUAAGGCAACAGUUUUGCUUCUUGACAUUGAAGAUUCCUCAACAAGGAAGAGAAUAUGAAUUCCAAGUAUGGUAAUAAUAUGGCUUCACCUGCUUAGAAGGAUGUGGAUGAUUACGAUUAGGUAGCAAGGACUGCAACACAAUGAAGGAGCAAUCAACACAUGAUGACGUGAAGAUGCAGUUACAGAAUUUAAAGCUUGACCUCCUCCUCCAUCACAACUGCAUCACAUUUCUAAGUCACAUUCUAUACAACUCUGAGGAGAGCGAUUCCGUAAUCGACGAUGAGGAAACAGCAUCAAAAAUUCAGAACUUCGUGCACGAAGUAGAGCAAGCAAAGAGAGAGACUACGGCAGCUGCGAAGAAUGGAGAUGUGAUCGCUCAUCAAGAAAAUACAAUAGGAGACCGCCAGCUUGGAACAUGAAGCCGACUACAACUAGUAGCAUGAUUAUGAUAUACUUGUAAGAUGAUACGGGACGUGUUUGUAAGUGUAGAGCUAGGGGUGGACGUGGAGAGAAUGAAAAUCAUCGCAACUACAAGAAGAUUUGAACAAGAGCAUUCGCCUUCAAGGAAGUAGUAGUAAAUGAAGUGGCGCCCUUCCAUUAGAAGAUGAGUGGUCGCCUCUAUAGGAUAUCGAUGAUUUUUGGUAGUGCACACAUUUGAGUUUAUAAGAAUUUCCAAGAUUGUACCUGAUGAAUUGCGGAUCAACCGGAGGCUCUUUCAGGAGUUGAAGAUGUUCAAAACGCAUGUGAAUGAAUUAACUCUCGUCCGCCUGGGGCGAAUGUUUCACGGAUGAAGACGGUCCCGUCGUAGAUCAGCUCUUGGCGGCGCUGUCUAAACGUCGUGGACGGGUCCUAUCUGAGCUACAUUGCCGGGCCGCCUCACUCUAACAAAGUUCGAUCUCAGUAGUGGCGCCGCCCUCUGUGCCGAGUGUCCACAGCUUGCAGCUUCAGGGCCUAGCCAGUGAAUGGCCACGCCAAAGCCCUUUUCCUCUCCGUGGUCGAUCCUGCAGGGUUUAGCCCUUGUUGUCUCUCGGGGUGCGUCCGAUAUGGUCCAUCAUUGUUCUACUUAUGAGCCGUCGACUAGUCCGCCCGUGGGGCUUCCUUAGGCUCUAGCUUUUCUACAGCGGUAGCCGUUGUGCUUCGUCGUUUGCGUAGUCGUAGCGCUUGGCCGUUGUGCUUCAGGCUCCCCGCGGGGUAAUUAAAUGGAACUAUAGCCGGAAACUGUCGACCCAGGUCCCAAAAAAAAAAGCCCGAACCGCGAACAUGAACGAAGGAAUGAAAAAGUUUUCAUAGAAGUACCCACUCUGGUUUUGGCAUGAAUGAGCAAGUCACUACAA
Messenger RNA from Amoebophrya sp. A25, 5787 nucleotides. NCBI's taxonomy places the organism in Eukaryota, Dinophyceae, Syndiniales, Amoebophryaceae. The record is from the annotation of a GenBank genome assembly.